This is a messenger RNA of Dibothriocephalus latus, 324 nucleotides long. The record is from the annotation of a GenBank genome assembly. NCBI's taxonomy places the organism in Eukaryota, Metazoa, Platyhelminthes, Cestoda, Diphyllobothriidea, Diphyllobothriidae.
AUGAAAACUGUUGUUCGUGCAGGCUAUCGUCCCGAAGCAUCCCUCUCGAAUCAACUUGUCCCUAUUGAUGACGAUCCAAAGCUUCUGGUCACGGAGGGCGAAAAUCUGGGUGGUGAGUACAGCGACAUAAAGAGACAGCUGCAGUGUAGAUUUCGCCGUCGGGUGACGCCUUUGCAGCUUUCUGACCGCCUGAAAGACUUAGCUCCACCAAACGCAUACUAUUUAAUGGUCCAGCGUGGAGCCGAUCCCCUCGGCUCGGCCUUCGGCAACCUCUAUCCUGGAGGCGAGGCUGUGGCAAAGGAGAAUGCUAUUGUCACCUCGUAA